Vigna umbellata (rice bean) is the source of this 2553-nucleotide messenger RNA. RefSeq names its product trifunctional UDP-glucose 4,6-dehydratase/UDP-4-keto-6-deoxy-D-glucose 3,5-epimerase/UDP-4-keto-L-rhamnose-reductase RHM1. Gene Ontology annotation, molecular function: dTDP-glucose 4,6-dehydratase activity. Gene Ontology annotation, biological process: nucleotide-sugar metabolic process. The record is from RefSeq and is a predicted model, not a curated record. Lineage: Eukaryota; Viridiplantae; Streptophyta; Magnoliopsida; Fabales; Fabaceae.
GUAUAUAUAUACAUACAAAGUGUGUAGAGUCCAAAUCUAAAUCUGGGAACUACCAUUUUCCAUCCUUCUCUUUCUGAAGAAUUUUUUUCUUGCCUUCGUCUUUUCUCCUUUUUCGCUUCACGGUCUACAAUUCAAGUUGGUUGACAUGGCUACGCAUACACCAAAAAAUAUCCUCAUUACUGGAGCUGCUGGGUUCAUUGCAUCUCAUGUUGCCAACCGGCUUAUCAGGAGUUAUCCUCAGUACAAAAUUGUUGUUCUUGACAAGCUUGAUUACUGUUCAAAUCUGAAGAACCUCACUCCUUCAAAAUCAUCUCCCAACUUCAAGUUUGUGAAGGGAGAUAUUGGAAGUGCUGAUCUUGUCAACUACCUACUGAUUACCGAGUCCAUUGACACAAUAAUGCACUUUGCUGCUCAAACCCAUGUUGACAACUCGUUUGGCAACAGCUUUGAGUUCACCAAGAACAACAUAUAUGGCACUCAUGUCCUUUUAGAAGCCUGCAAGGUAACUGGCCAGAUAAAGAGGUUCAUCCAUGUGAGCACUGAUGAGGUCUAUGGAGAGACAGAUGAGGAUGCUGUUGUUGGAAACCACGAGGCUUCUCAAUUACUUCCCACAAAUCCUUACUCUGCAACAAAAGCUGGGGCGGAAAUGCUUGUCAUGGCAUAUGGCAGGUCAUAUGGGUUACCUGUUAUCACAACACGUGGGAACAAUGUUUAUGGGCCAAAUCAGUUUCCUGAGAAGUUAAUUCCAAAGUUCAUUCUCCUGGCCAUGCAAGGCAAGCCUCUUCCAAUCCAUGGGGAUGGUUCUAAUGUAAGGAGUUAUUUAUAUUGUGAAGAUGUUGCAGAGGCUUUUGAACUUAUCCUUCACAAGGGAGAGGUUGGGCAUGUUUACAAUAUUGGUACUAAGAAGGAGAGGAGAGUUAUUGAUGUUGCAAAAGAUAUAUGCAGGCUUUUUAAGAUGGACUCAGAGACUAGUAUAAAAUUUGUGGAGAACAGACCAUUUAAUGACCAGAGAUACUUUCUUGAUGAUGAAAAGCUGAAGGUCUUGGGUUGGUCUGAGAGGACAACUUGGGAAGAGGGCUUGAAGAAAACCAUGGAUUGGUAUAUCAACAAUCCUGAUUGGUGGGGUGAUGUCAGUGGUGCAUUGCUUCCUCAUCCAAGGAUGCUGAUGAUGCCUGGUGGAUUGGAGAGACACUUUGAUGGAUCUGAUGAAGAGAAACCUGCAUCAUAUGUCUCAACUAAUACUCGAAUGGUGGUUCCAACAUCCAAGAAUGUUAGCUCUUCUCAGAAGCCUCCUCUGAAGUUCUUGAUCUAUGGAAGAACAGGUUGGAUUGGGGGUUUGCUGGGGAAAUUGUGUGAAAAACAAGGGAUUUCCUAUGAAUAUGGAAGAGGGCGCCUAGAGGAUCGUCAAUCACUUGUGGCUGAUAUUCAGAAUCUGAAGCCUACUCACAUUUUUAAUGCUGCAGGAGUGACUGGCAGACCCAAUGUUGAUUGGUGUGAAUCCCAUAAAACAGAAACCAUCCGCACCAACGUUGCUGGGACUUUAACGUUGGCUGAUGUCAGCAAAGAGCAUGGAAUCUUGAUGAUAAAUUAUGCUACUGGAUGCAUAUUUGAGUACGAUGAAGCUCAUCCAGAGGGUUCUGGCAUUGGCUUUAAGGAGGAAGACAAACCCAAUUUCAUUGGUUCUUUCUAUUCCAAAACCAAGGCUAUGGUUGAAGAGCUCUUGAAGGAAUAUGACAAUGUGUGCACCCUCAGGGUUCGCAUGCCAAUUUCAUCCGACUUGAGUAAUCCACGUAACUUCAUCACCAAGAUUUCUCGUUAUAACAAAGUCGUCAACAUUCCAAACAGCAUGACCGUUUUGGAUGAACUUCUGCCCAUUUCGAUUGAGAUGGCGAAGCGAAACUUGAGGGGCAUCUGGAACUUCACAAAUCCUGGGGCAGUGAGCCACAACGAGAUUCUUGAGAUGUACAGGGAUUACAUUGAUCCAAGCUUCAAGUGGGUCAACUUCAACCUUGAAGAGCAAGCCAAGGUGAUCGUAGCUCCACGGAGCAACAAUGAGAUGGAUGGAACCAAAUUGAAGAAAGAGUUCCCUGAGCUUCUUUCCAUCAAGGAAUCGCUGAUCAAGUAUGUCUUUGUGCCAAACAAGAAAACUGCUUAAAAACAUUAAGCAGUUUCACGAUAUAGACAUUACAGGUUAUGCAUUUUUGUAGCGGGCUACAUAGAUCACUCAUUAUUUCAUUGUUAUGUCAUUGGGUUUUGAUAAAAACCAUACCGCAAAACUAGCCGAUGUAGUUUUUGUUGUUUAGCUAUAAGUGGUUCCAGUUUCAGCAUGUAGUUGCAUCACGUUAUUUCGUUUAGAAGGUGGCAAGUAUUAUAAUUGUGCCAGAUGUGGUUUCUAAGUUUUAUUCUAGUUUGUAGGGUCUCUGUUAAGAGCAGCUUUAGAUAAUAUAGGGGUUUUGGUACCUAAAAGCUUAUUCGUGCAACUUUUGCAUCUGGAAAACAUGUAUUCUUUUAUUGCUCAUAUAUUAUAUCGUUCUUCUGGUUUUUAUGCUUGUA